AUGGCGUCACCCACAUUGUGUCCGGCUGCCAGAUACUUCAACAGCUCUAGCUUGUCCCAGGAGCCUGACGCCGCCGGCCUGGGCUUCUCCACCGAGUCCCACCAGCGUCAUGUCGGGUCCGUUCCUGUCCAGCUUGUUGAACGAGGACGUCGUGACAUGCUUGGCUCAUACGUCAAUCCUUUCGCGCUGAGCUUCAUCUCGUUCCAGGCCGACAAGGAAAUCUACCUGCCAGAACUACGGCCUUAUAUCAAGUCGAUCCUGACUCUACUGUCCACCUUCUACUACAUGGGUGUCGGACCUCUCAUGAACCUGGCACUUGGCACCUGCAUAACGGCUGUUUUUCUUCGUCUUGCGGGUCGUCGCGUCCAUUUACGGCGCCAAACUGGACGUGUCUCCGGAGAGUAUCACUUUCACACUAUACCGAGCGGGAAACCGGACAAGCCUCCUGGGUCAACAGUGUUUCCUACCCACGGAAUCUCGGUCUCUUUCGGCACAGCGCCCAGAGAGUACACUUCACGGUACCACAAGAAGAUGCAGCAACGCAUUAUCGAGCGCAACGAAGGCGGCGUCGAUUGGCUAAAAUCGGAUUAUGUGGUGUACACACUGGAUGUGGUCAACACAUCGUACUUAAAUGCCUUUCGAAUUUCAUUUUGCCCCCAUUUUAAAACGGAAGCCGCGGAACGCCACGUUACUCAAGCCUAUCAAUAA
This is a messenger RNA of Phytophthora infestans T30-4, 708 nucleotides long. RefSeq lists its product as uncharacterized. Lineage: Eukaryota; Oomycota; Peronosporomycetes; Peronosporales; Peronosporaceae. Bases 1 to 708 code for a protein of 235 amino acids. The transcript is spliced from 7 exons. The record is from RefSeq and is a predicted model, not a curated record.